AUGGCUGAACACUUAGCAACGAGAGAGCAGGGCCCGGAGAUUGCUGCCGACACCUUCGACAAUGACUCCGCCCUAUCGAUACCUUUGACCGACGGUCUUACAUCUCUCCGAUCUAGUGUGAUGGCAUACCAGUUCGAGAAUGGCCGCAGUUACCAUUCGCUAAGCUCAGGGACGAAGCAGAGCGUCUUGGUACAGGAUGUUGGGCUAUCGAAUAUGUGCGAGGUAAUCGGUGUUGAUCUCAGCCCCAUCCAACCCUCGCUCGCCCUCGAGCCCGGCGGAUGGUUUGAGAUGCAAGACAUCGUUAUUCCCUACCGCAGCGACGAUGGAACCCUUGAGCCCGACUCUCCCCUCGGACGUCUUGGUGGUCUCUUCCGCGACGCCAGCCACGCCCUUAAGCGCCCCAUGGAUGUCGCAGUCCAGUACAGGGGCAUGAUGGGGAAGGCUGGCUUCACUAAUCUCGUCGAGCGCGAAUUCAAGUGGCCGCUCAACACGUGGCCCAAGGACCGCCGAUACAAAGAGAUUGGUGCCUGGACGUUCCAGAACUACAACCUAGGCCUCGAGGGCUUGACCCUGGCGUUAUUCACAAGGGCGCUGAAUUGGACGUCGGAGGAGACAUUGGCAUACUGCGCGGAAAGUCGGCAUCCUGCCCGUAUUUCUCACGGCGGUGAGCGCGGUGUCAACACUCUUCCGAGGGGGACAGUUAUUGCCUUCAACAAAGAAACACAGGGGCUACGAAUCAUCCGCGACGGCUCCGUCCUGAUUGAAAAUGACCGCAUCACAGGCGUGUUUGAUUCAGUGCCCAGCCACAUCCCGCGGAAAACUGAAAUUGUUGAUAUCGCUGGGAAGAUCAUCACGCCAGGCUUCAUAGACACUCAUCGCCACGGAUGGCAGACGGCUUUCAAAACCAUGGCCUCAAACACGACGCUAAUUGAGUUUUUCGGUCGCUAUAGUUCAUUUGUAGCGCCUUUCUUCUGGAACGCGACCGACGUGUAUGACAGCCAACUUGCCGGUUUGUACGAAGCGCUCAACGCAGGUGUCACAUCUUCGCUCGACCAUGCUACGCAUACGUGGUCCAGGGACGCCGCUGACGCCGGUCUCCAAGCUUGCAUCGACAGCGGUGCCAGAGUCUUCUGGGGCUUUACCUUUGCCAACCUGACCGACUUGAUCACGGUUGAAGAAUUAUACCCCGUCUUUCGAGACAUGGCCGCGAAAUCUGGGUUGAAGAACUCGCCUACCACACUCGGCAUUGCCUAUGAUGGGUGGGGCCCAAAUCCGAAUGUUAGGGAGAUCCAAAAGAUUAUGAACCUAGCCAGUCAGCAACUCCCCGAGGAUAUACACGCGCUCAAUUAUCUCAACAUCUCUACCCCGAUCGUCUUCUCUCAUGCUUCGUUCCUGACCGAGACUGGCGCGGACCUGUUGCGUUCGACCAACCAAUACAUCUCCAUCACACCCGAGUCGGAGAUGCACUACGGCCAGGCGCAUCCGGUUAGCUACUUCAUCCAGGACCAGGCAUCCCUCGGCAUCGACACACACAUCACCUUUAGCACUGAUAUCCUGACGCAAGCCCGCAUCUGGCUCCAGCAGGCACGUUACGAGCGAUAUCUCGACGUGCUCGAGCAAGGCAAGCUACCACGCAGCAACGCCAUGUCGGUCGAACAAGCCUUUUUACUCGCCACACGUAACGGGGCCCUCGCUCUGCGACGCGAUGAUCUCGGGGCCAUCUUUGUCGGCGCCAAGGCUGACUUGCUGAUUUGGGACGGUGACUCCCCAGCUAUGCUUGGCUGGGUUGACCCCGUCGCUGCCAUUAUCCUGCACGCGAGUGUCGGCGACAUUGAGGCGGUACUGGUGGAUGGCAAGUGGGUUAAGCGUGGCGGCAAGCUCGUGGGCCGGGGUUAUCCCGAAGCUCGCGCGCGCUUUUUGCGGUCAGCUCGGCGGCUCCAAGCCGUUUGGCGGAGUCUCCCGUUGCCGGAGCCCCCUGCUGAGUUUAAUGGUAAUCCCGUCAUCGACCCAACCCGGAUGGACGUGCUGCGGGGGCCAGGUGACGGCAGUGGCAACGAGAUCACAGUAUCUGAGAUUUCAAAUCCGCUCGCCUUUGCUAAGCGCCAGGCCGCCAAGGACGCCGCCAAUAAUAACCCCAGUAUUGUUCCCUGA
Molecule: messenger RNA, 2151 nt
Organism: Parascedosporium putredinis
Lineage: Eukaryota; Fungi; Ascomycota; Sordariomycetes; Microascales; Microascaceae
Source: the annotation of a GenBank genome assembly